AUGGAGCAAGUUCGAACAAUGAAUCAAGAAAUCACUGAUAGGCUUCAAAGCACAGUUAGCUCUUUGAGCUCAGUGUGUGACAAUACUUUUCUUCAGGAAACUCCUUAUAAUUCUGAUAUUGAUGAAUCAAUCAGAGAGGAAAUAGAAUCUAAAUACAGGAAAUCGAAAGUUAUAUCUCUUAAUAUUGAUUUUUCAAUAUAAUUUAAACGCAUGAAAGGUCUAGACAUAUUUUGCUAAAAUAAACUUGGAUGGUUUAAUUCUCAUUAUGUAUUUCCUCGGCAGCAAGGUGCAAGCCAAAGCCGAAAAAGAUCAUCAACAAGCAUGCAAAGACCAUUGCAGUCCUUUUAUCCUACUCCUAUCAAGCAGCGCUUGACAUUAGAGAAGUCACUUCCAAUAAUUCAUAAAGGGCUUAAGUCACAAAACGAUUCUAUGACGAUAUAUCCAAAAUCGAAAAGCAGAGUUAGCAAUACCAGCUAUAAGAAAAUGUAUAGAAUAUGUAGAAAAAAUUAUGCAUUAGCAUACGAAAAUACAAACUCAGAGAUUUUAAAAAGAACCAGUUCCAAACAAAUUUCGCCAAAAAGAAUACCUACACAUUUGAGGACGAAAAGCGACGCCGUUAGGUCUAGAACACCAGUCUAUGUGAUCAGAUCAAGGUCACCUGACAGAACUCCUCUUAAGUAAGGGUUAUUUAGAAAUACCCAGACAAAAGGAAGCAUUAAGUCUCUCUCAAGGGAAAAUCCUUAUAAAGCUCCCAUUAAGGCGACUCGAAUUCCAUUGAAAUCUUCUCACUCCCAUCUCUCAUCUGAUUAAAUAACGAACAAUGUCUGAAGUCCAUAAUUAGGCAAAUUUUUCCAUACUUUUUUAAUUGAUUAUUAUUUUAAAAAACUACCUAUUUAAUAAUGCACAAAGACUGCUCAUUGCAUAAUAGUCGAGUCAGCAUCACUACUCUCAUUCAAUGGAAGAUUUUGUGUAUAUACCUGUUGUACAUUAUGGGAAGUAA
Molecule: messenger RNA, 1000 nt
Organism: Blepharisma stoltei
Lineage: Eukaryota; Ciliophora; Heterotrichea; Heterotrichida; Blepharismidae
Source: the annotation of a GenBank genome assembly